Orbicella faveolata is the source of this 465-nucleotide messenger RNA. Its product is annotated as unconventional myosin-X-like. NCBI's taxonomy places the organism in Eukaryota, Metazoa, Cnidaria, Anthozoa, Scleractinia, Merulinidae. Gene Ontology annotation, molecular function: cytoskeletal motor activity; ATP binding. The record is from RefSeq and is a predicted model, not a curated record. Gene Ontology annotation, cellular component: cytoskeleton; myosin complex.
AUGAAGGUGAUGUGUUUCACAGAGGAAGAAAUUGCCGAUGUCCUUCAGGUCAUUGCUGGUGUUCUACAGCUUGGAAAUGUUAAUUUCAUGGCUGCAGGCGGUGCUCAAGUCGCAGAAAAAAGUGUAUUGGAGAAUGUUGCAAAUCUUCUUCGUGUGGACAUCUAUGAGCUGACUGAUGCUUUGACCCAGAAGUCAAUGAUCCUCAGAGGAGAAGAAAUCCAGUCACCACUGUCUGUAGAACAGGCACUGGAUUCCAGGGAUUCAAUGGCCAUGAAUCUUUAUGCUUGCACAUUUAAAUGGCUCAUCAACAAGAUCAACCAGAGAAUCAAGGGCAACAACAGCUUCUCCUCUAUUGGUGUUCUUGACAUUUUUGGAUUUGAGAACUUUGAUUUCCAAAAGAGGCAAAGGAGAGCACUUCAAAGAAUAAUUACCACAUACCAUGAGGUAGCUCGAAGGAGCCUUUGA